Stegastes partitus (bicolor damselfish) is the source of this 5004-nucleotide messenger RNA. It is a transcript of the gene bltp3b, whose product is annotated as bridge-like lipid transfer protein family member 3B. NCBI's taxonomy places the organism in Eukaryota, Metazoa, Chordata, Actinopteri, Pomacentridae. The coding region runs from base 354 to 4619 and encodes 1421 amino acids. The record is from RefSeq and is a predicted model, not a curated record. The transcript has 23 exons.
CCGUGACAACCGACGCCGCUCCGCUCCGCCGUCCAGGUGUACGGUGUGCGAUAUUGCAGAGAUCUGGACCGUUUUGGAGCUCUAUCAGUGUAUCUGCAUGAAAUGGCCUAACGCGAUAUGCUUUGUCUCGGAGCCCGGCUGUCGCUUGGACUUCUCAGAUGCCGUCUGCCUCCCUCACCCCUCCGAGAAUAGAGCGGGAACGCCGCUAAAAUGAAGACUGACACGGGGAUAAGAAUUUGAGCUGUUUAUACCUCGAGUGGGAAAAGCUAGCGGUGAGGCUAAAGCAGCCAGCCAGCUAGCCAGACAGCUCAGACACCCGGCAGCGGCGGCUCGGAUAUCGGAUUUGCGCGGCCAUGGCGGGGCUCAUCAAGAAGCAGAUCCUGAAGCAUCUCUCCAGGUUUGCUAAGAACCUGUCGCCGGACAAGAUCAACCUGAGCACGCUGAAGGGGGAGGGCCAGCUCACCAACCUGGAGCUGGAUGAGGAGGUUCUCCAGAGCCUGCUGGACCUGCCCACCUGGCUCGCCAUCAACCGCGUGGGCUGCAACAAGGCCGCCAUCAGGAUACCAUGGACGAAGCUGAAGACUCACCCCAUCUCUUUGACUCUGGAUAAAGUGGUGAUGGAGAUGAGCACCUGUGAUGAGCCCCGUCCUCCCAAUGGCCCGUCUCCCAUAGCAACAGCAUCAGGACAAAGUGAGUAUGGCUUUGCUGAGAAGGUGGUAGAGGGGAUUUCCCUUUCCAUCAACUCCAUCGUCAUCAGGAUCAGUGCCAAGGCCUUCAACGCCUCCUUCGAGCUCUCUCAGCUGCAGGUCUACAGCGUCAACACCAGCUGGAGCAUGAGUGACCUGCGAUUCACUCGCAUCCAGGAUCCUCAGAGAGGAGAGAUCCUCACAUUUAAAGAGAUCAGCUGGCAGAUGAUUCGUAUUGAGGCUGACGCUAUCCAAAGCGCAGAGCACGAGAUGUUGAGCGCCCCCAUCCGCCUCAUCACUAACCAGUCCAAGAUCAGAGUCACUCUCAAGAGACGGAUUAAGGACUGUAACGUGGUGGCCUCCAAACUGAUCCUGGUCUUGGACGACCUGCUGUGGGUGCUGACCGACUCCCAGCUCAAAGCUAUGGUGCAGUAUGCAAAGUCCCUCAGCGAGGCUAUGGAGAAGUCUGCACAGCAGAGGAAGAGCAUGGCCACAGAAGAUCAGGUGUCGUCAGCGCCCCCCUCGGCCCAGCAGGUGCGCACCCAACAGGCGUCCACAGCCGCUGACCAGAGCGCAACCAUGGCCAAGCUGUUCAGCGCCUAUGAUGUGUGUGAGACGUCCCACCAUCUUCAGAUCACACACCUUGACCUGCACAUCUGUGACGACAUUCACGCGAAGGACAAAGUUGUCAAUAAGCGGAUAACAGGUGGAGCCAUGCAGCUGUCCUUUAGCUCCAUCACUCUGGACUACUACCCUUUCCACAGAGCAGGUGACAGUUGUGCCCACUGGAUGCACUACAGCGAAGCCACUAAAACCAGAGAGGGCUGGGCGAGGAACCUGCUGGAUGAGUUCAAGUCCAACGUGGAGAUGUUAAAGGGUGCAGUUCGAGACCAGCAAGCCCCGGCUCCUGCACACAGUUCCCCACAGCAUGGUAAGAUAAGCACCUCGUCCAGCUCUGCCUUCAGUCCUCCUCCCCCUUCAACCCACAAGACCCAGCUCAUGUCCAGCUCGGUUGUUCUCAGGAUGGCGGACUUCAGCAUCUACCAGGUUUCAACAGCAGACCAGCGUCGCUCCAGCCCCAAGGCCAUGAUCUCCUGCAAUAAGAAGUCCUUGUACCUCCCCCCGGAGAUGCCCGCCAUCCAUGUCGAGUUCACAGAAUACUACUUUCCUGAUGGAAAAGACUAUCCAAUCCCGUGCCCCAACCUGUAUGCCCAGCUCAAUGCCCUGCAGCUGGUUCUAGAUCCUCGCAGCCUGGUGUGGCUCAACCUCUUUGCCCUCGACCUCAGGCAGAGUCUGGAGCAAUUCAUGGAGAUUUAUAAGCUUAACGACUCGCAGAAACCCGAUGAACAUGUCGACGUCAAGGUUGACGGCCUCAUGCUCAAGCUGGUGAUUCCCACUGACCGGGACGCCUCCUGCCCCCCCGACCUGCCUCGCUCCAUCUCAGUACAGACUUCAGAAAUGGUGGCCACCAACACCCGGCAUCCUGCCAACUGCACCCGCUCUCACCUUGAGGCUCUGCUGCAGGCCUUCGAAGAGGAGCCCUUCUUCUCUUCAUCUUUCUCCUCAUUCCCUCGCUCCUCCUCCUCCUUACCCAUCCUCCAUCCUGUCUUCCAGCGACACGCCCACGAACAAGACACCAGGCUGCACGACAUCUACCGGGGCCUGGUGCAGCCGACGAUGGGCACAGACUCUCUCAAAAUGCCGGCCGCCACUGACUUUUGGGCGCUGCACUUUGCCCAGUUUUGGGUGGACUAUGAAGGUACCCGUGGAGGUAAAGGGCGGCCGCAGCCCUUUGUCGACUCCUUCCCUCUCACUGUGUGGGCCUGUCAGCCAUCGAAGCUUGUCCAGCAUCAGGAGAAGCUGAGAAACGCUGCGGGAUCAGGACUGUCCAGGAGCACGUCGGGGGAGGCCGUCGCACGUUUGCAGAGGAAACGAUUGUUAAAGGAGUACUACAGCUCUGACGGUGCACAGACAUCAUCUCAGAGCGGUGACUCACCACUGCCACCCAGUAACGGACUCCAUAAACCCCACUCGCUGGACAGCCUGCCCUCUUCAUCCUCUUCUUUGUCAUCAUCACAGAAAGAUCCAGAUGUACAUGUGUUGGUGCAUGUGCAGAAGCCUUUAAGCGCUCAGGUGAGCCAUCGGCAGUAUGUGUUUCUGAUGCAUCUUCAGCGCAGCAUCAAAGCCCUGCAGCAGACACUACAGCAGGAUCUGGAGAAGAUGAGCUCCAAGAGAGACCGUAAGGAUCACCGUCCUGAAGAUCACCAGCCCUUCACCGCCUGCCUGGGCCUCUUGCUCAAAAGCGCAGAGGUGUCCCUGCUCCUGAAGCCUGUUCCUCGGCCCGAGGGUUCGGGAUCUCCUCUAGGCUCAGAGCUUUCACCGUCAGAGAGUCGUGGAACUCUGGAGCCUGCGGGUGAUGCUGCAGAGGUGGCGGAGAAGAGCAACGAAGGGUCUGGCUCAGAGGGAGGAGCAGCCAAGCGGUCUUGCACAGUCGACCAGCUGUUAUGUGGUGAAGGGUCGGAGGGUCCCGCCCCCCUCGUCCCCACUUCAACUACACGUACUGACUCAAAUCACAAAGCCUCAGUGGAGGAGAGGACUUCAGCUAAGAACUCUGGGAGGGGAAGUUCAGAUGAAGGGGGCGAUGUGAUGGUGGAUGGGUUGGCAGGCGAUGAAAUGGGAGCCAAUUUGAGUGACCCUCUGUCCGACCCACUCAACAGCAAAGAGUGGAGCGACAAAGACAAGGCUGCAGGCGGGAAGAUGCCUCAGUCAAUAUCCAGUGGUCGUUUGAUGCGGGACCGCUCCCAGUCCAGUUUCUCUGUGUCCUAUAAAAACAUGAAGAAGAGCCCGUCUCUGCAGUCUCUGGAUAACAUCUCCAUUGACAGCUACCUGAUGGAGGACGGAGACACUUACAGCCUGCUGGAGAGAGACGAUGUGUCCAUCUCCGGCUUCAAGGACGCCAUCAGCGAACAGAGCGCCACAGAGAGCGCCACUGAGGCAGUAACCGGCCAGGAGCAGGAGGGAGGCGUGUCUCCUGACACUGUCAGCGCAGCAUCCCAGAGCAUUGACGAGCCCACCAAAGAUAUAGUGUCGGUGCUGGUGCUGAAGGUGCAGUCGGUGUGUGUGGGCAUGGAGGUGGUGGGCGAGAGCACGGCCGUGGCUCUGGAGGUGGGCCGGGUCACGCCCAGCCAGCUGGGCAAUGUCAGCCUCAGACAGUACCUCAGCAACCGCAGCCUGGGUAUGGUGUGUUCAGUACCAAUACCUGCUCAAAGCAGCCAAGCUGGUGGAGAGAACAGCUCUGGUUCCAUCCUGGGCCUCCACAGUCCGGAGGUGCGGGCUCGCCUGGAGAGCGGGCCCUGCGCCGCCGCCCACUCCCCGCUGGCCGAACGCAACGGCUUCCUGCAGCUGCAGCUCCACGGAUACCAGGCGAGCUUCAUGAUGUCCACGCUGCGCAACCUUGCCCUGUUCCUGGAGGACGACUCUGCCCCGCAGGUUCUGCCCAUGGAGAUCAGUGUCAGGGACACGCACGUCAAUUUAAAGGACGACGGCCCCCGUGACAAUCCCUCUGACUCCGAGCCGUCGCCCAUCACCCUCCACGUGGACAGCCUCGUCAUACACAGAAGAGACGACGGGUCUUUCUCUAUAGGAGUGGACGGAGCAGCAGAGGCCAAACCCAAGAAAGCGGGUUCAUUGAUUGACAGCUCUCUGAGUCCGGUCCCUGAGACUGUGGGCAGCAUCUGCGGCGUAUCGAAGGCUACGCAGACUCCAGCCCCGCCUGCCACCCCCCCUCCAUCCACCAAGGAAAAGAUGCUGAUGGAGGAGAAUGAAUGUCUGAAGGUGGAGCUGUCCAGAGCCAAGAUGGCGCUGGCCGAGGCUCAGAUGGAGAAGGACUCGCUGCUUCACCGCAUGAAGAACCUCAAAGUCGCCACCAGCUAGAAACCAGCCCUCUGUCUUCGCACCCUGUCGGUCACCCAGUGGGUCGGCGGUGACGAGCAGCAUCAACGAGUAAAGACAAACAGGAACUUCUUACCGCGCGUGGCUCCCUUUUCGUUUGAUGGGCGAGCCGCCGCGCGACUUCAGACUUCGAAACAAAGCAAUGCAGAGUCUCCGUGAAGACUCAGAAAAAUACACGUUUUUUUACACGCUUGUUGUCUGUUCUGCGCUCUCCACGUUGGACUGUGGAGGCUUGAUGCAUUUGGAGAAACAUUUAGCGGGACUGUGUGAAAGAAAGAGAUCUAUGUUCUUGGUUGUGCCUACAGAAAACCAUUCCCACAUUAUUCCCCUAGUCUAACUUAUAAUAAUAAUAAAAAGAAAAACAUCA